UUUCCCACUGCAUUCUCAGUGGAGCAGCUUUUCUUCUCCACUGGAUUCCCAGAGGAAGAUUCCCAACAACACCACCACUGGACCUUCAGAGGAAAACUUCACCCUUCUACAGGAUCAUUGCUUCAACACAACCACACCUGUCAUACUGCAGGAGGACUGCAGCCCCCAUUUCCUGGGACUGCUGCCAGCAUCCUGACCCACAGGGUGUCAGGUCGUAUUCUGACUCAACAAGGAGCUGAAGAUGGAGACCAGGGAGGACAAAUCCCCGCAGCAGAGCCUCAUGGAAGAGGCCGUUUCGAGUGGUUCCACAGUGCUGGAAUCCAAUGGGGAGGAAAAGCCCCAGAGAUCCCGCAGGAAGAGGGGCUCCAAACCCAGCCCAGAGUGCUCUGAAGAGAAAAGACCCAGUCUGUGCCAGGAAGGUGGACAGAGCUUCAGCCAGAGCUCGAAGCUGGUGGUGAAUGAGCAGUUUCAUGACAGGGAGAAGCCCUACAAGUGCUUGGAGUGUGGGAAGAGCUUCAGCCGGAGCUCCAACCUGAUCCGCCACCAGAUGAUCCACACUGGGGAAUGGCCCUACAAGUGUGGGGAAUGUGGGAAGGGCUUCAGCUGCAGCUCUGAGCUGAUCCGCCACCAGAUGAUUCACACUGGGGAACGACCCUACAAGUGUCCUGAGUGUCAGAAGAGGUUUCGGAUCAGCUCCCAUCUCAUCCUGCACCAGCGGAUUCACACCGAGGAGAGGCCCUUCCGCUGCCCCGACUGCAGGAAGGGCUUCAAGCAAAACUCCCACCUCGUCAGCCACCGCCGCAUCCACACCGGGGAGAAGCCCUACGAGUGUCCCCAGUGUGGGAAGAACUUCUCCAGGAACUCUCACUUGACUGAACACCAACGGACACACCAGUAA
Molecule: messenger RNA, 898 nt
Organism: Vidua macroura (Pin-tailed whydah)
Lineage: Eukaryota; Metazoa; Chordata; Aves; Passeriformes; Viduidae
Product: gastrula zinc finger protein XlCGF9.1-like
Exons: 2
Coding region: 242-898 (218 amino acids)
Source: RefSeq, a predicted model, not a curated record